AUGCUCGCCUACACCAUCAUUGUCGCUGCCCUGUCCAGCUUGGCACUGGCCGCCCCUUCUACCGACCUCUCGGCCCGCCAGGAAGAAAUCCAGAAAUGCUGUUUCACUCUCGACAACGUCAACAAGCCGACGUUCAUCACCACUGGCGAUGGCGACUUCCUUGACACUCUGAACUGGUGCUUCCUGAACGUCAAGCGCGACCCUACCGAUCCCAACAACUGCUCCAAGGCUACCGCCCAGAUCUCCUCCGGCUACUGUACCGCCGGAGAUAAGGGUAUUGUCAUCGACUGCCCCGCCAGUUGA
Messenger RNA from Diplodia corticola, 303 nucleotides. RefSeq lists its product as uncharacterized. Lineage: Eukaryota; Fungi; Ascomycota; Dothideomycetes; Botryosphaeriales; Botryosphaeriaceae. The record is from RefSeq and is a predicted model, not a curated record. The coding region runs from base 1 to 303 and encodes 100 amino acids. The transcript is spliced from 3 exons.